AUGGAGUCAGGUCCCCAUCGCUCUCAUUGUUUCGACAUGUUUGAAGGAAUGCCGCCGCAAGACGAUCAUAAUUUCAACUCGGCAUUCCUACCGAACACCGACUUCCAUGUCCAAUUGCAGUCGGUACCACAAAACAUAUCGACCCGAAGCAACAACAACGACCACUCUCUCUUAAACCCAAAUGGUGACGAAAGAAGGGCAAGAAGAAUGUUCUCUAACAGAGAAGCAGCAAGAAGGUCACGUAUGCGCAAGAAGAAGCAGAUCGAAGAGCUGCAGCUGCAGGUGGAACAUCUCAUGAUGCUGAAUCAUCACUUGUCUGAGAAAGUCAUCAGCUUGUUGGAAAGCAACCAACAGGUCCUGCAAGAGAACUCGCAGCUGAAAGAGAACGUCUCUUCCUUUCACCUUCUCAUGGCAGAUAUGCUAACACCCAAGAGAAAUGCCGAUGGCAACAUCAGUGACCGCUUUGUGAAUCAUCUAAGAGGAGAAACAUCGAACCGGACCAACACUACUCCCUUUGGUAAGUAA
This is a messenger RNA of Microthlaspi erraticum, 525 nucleotides long. NCBI's taxonomy places the organism in Eukaryota, Viridiplantae, Streptophyta, Magnoliopsida, Brassicales, Brassicaceae. The record is from the annotation of a GenBank genome assembly.